Erigeron canadensis is the source of this 813-nucleotide messenger RNA. RefSeq lists its product as uncharacterized. Bases 1 to 813 code for a protein of 270 amino acids. The transcript has a single exon. The record is from RefSeq and is a predicted model, not a curated record. NCBI's taxonomy places the organism in Eukaryota, Viridiplantae, Streptophyta, Magnoliopsida, Asterales, Asteraceae.
AUGGGGGAUUUUAAUUCGUCUCUUAAUAUUGAAGAUAAUUAUACUGGAUCUUCCAAUAUUACUACGGGUAUGCGUGAUUUCAAAGCUUGUGUGGAAGAGAUUGAAGUGUUUGAUAUAAAUAGCUCGGGGCUCCACUAUACCUGGAAUCAAAAACCGAAGAGAGGGAAUGGGGUUUUUAAAAAGAUUGAUCGAGUUAUGGGGAAUAUAAGCUUUACGGAUUCAUUUCCUUCUUCUUGUGCUCUUUUCCAGCCUUAUAGGGUUUCGGAUCAUACUCCGUGUAUAUUAAAACUUCCUUCUGUUGCUAGAGAUCGUCCUAAGCCAUUUAAAUUUGCAAAUUUUCUGGUUCGUAAGGAGGGUUUUUUGGAAGCUGUCAAAGAAGGUUGGGUGAUGGAAGUGAAAGGUCAUCCUAUGUUUAGAGUAGUUAAAAAAUUGAGGGCUUUAAAAACUCCAAUGCGCAGGUUGCUACUUAAACAGGGGAAUUUGCACAAGAAGGUGGAGCUGCUUAGGAGUGAAAUUGAUGAUGUUCAAAAGCUUCUAGAUCGUGACCCUUCUGAUGAGGAUUUACGGUCCAAGGAAACUGGUCUAUUGAAGGAAUUUCGAGCAGCAACUCUUGAUGAGGAAGAGUUCUUAAAGCAAAAAUCCAAGGUGAAGCUUAGUCUUGGUGAUACUAAUUCUAAGUUUUUUCAUAAUACAAUCAAGAGUAAUAGCCACCUUAAUAGAAUUGAGGUGAUUAAUAAUAGUGUUGGUGAAUCUUUUGAGGGGGGUGAGGUGCCGAUGGCCAUUGUCCAGCAUUACAAGAAUUUUCUUGGAUGA